CGUCGGAGAAUUGACCAUUGCGCUCAAGAUCUUUGAUUUUGCAACCGCAGUUUGGCGUCUCCAACGUUUUCGAUACAGUGUUUACAAAUCAAUGUUAUCAUGAUGUCACACAAUAUCUGUUAGUGUUAGGAGUCUACCGUCUACGAGUAGUUAGUACUGAAUCGGAAACUUCAGCGAAACAGUGUUAUAAAAUUUUAUUGUGAUUAUUCAAAGGACGUGUAUCAUUAACUAUAGGAAGAAAUUUGUUUAUUCCCAAUGACAAUGUGUGUGUGUCACUGAUAAUGUCAAGUGGUGUUUUCUUGGUUUCUGUAAACGGACAAAUUGAAUCUGCAACUAUCCCAGAUGUAGAUGAUUUGUAUUGUAAACAUUGUUUUUCUUUUGGACCUGAUUGGGUUGUAACAUCGGGAACUGAAGAAGGUAUUUCACAGUUAUCAAAACGAAGCAACGAUGAAAGACAAACAUGUACCUGGAAUUUUCCUCUAGAAAUUACUUUUAAAAGCACGAAUCCCUUUGGCUGGCCACAAUUAGUUAUUAGUGUUUAUGGACUUGACCUAUUUGGAAAUGAUAUUGUGAGAGGGUAUGGUCUUUGCCAUCUACCUAUAGCUCCAGGACAUUACAAGAAAGUUGUGCCAUUGUUCAUUCCAGAAUCAGCAUCACUUCUGCAGAAAUUUACAUGUUGGCUGACUGGAAGGCGACCUGAGUAUGUUGACCCCAGAGUGCUUGCCCAAGGUGAAGGUCGAGAAGUGACCCAUGUUCAGUCUCGAGGGAAUGUCCAGAUCGAGUUUAGUGUAAUGAUGCACAACUUCUCUGCAUCUGGGUACUCAAAUCAUGUAAAUGUACACCAGUAGAAGAAAUUUAAUUUAUUAUUGUAAAUAUAUAAUUUUGUUUUUAAUAAACAGACUUGAGAAAAUAAA
Molecule: messenger RNA, 914 nt
Organism: Schistocerca americana (American grasshopper)
Lineage: Eukaryota; Metazoa; Arthropoda; Insecta; Orthoptera; Acrididae
Gene: B9d1
Product: B9 domain-containing protein 1
Exons: 5
Coding region: 282-848 (188 amino acids)
Biological process (GO): cilium assembly
Cellular component (GO): MKS complex
Source: RefSeq, a predicted model, not a curated record